AUGUUCAAUCGAGGCAGAAUACAAUGGGUGUUCCGAUUUCAAUUUCUGACUUCUGCCCUUAUCGAUCAAGCCUUGAGAAGAAAAUCCGGCCAGCUUGGUGCUCCAAAAUCCGGCAUAAGAGUGAAAAAGCUUGAGAUUCAUGGAAGAGUUGGAAUGGUCAUUCAUGCGAUUCUUGAGAAAUAUGAUUGUGAUUUAUCUUCUCAGAACCACGAAUUCAAAGUGUUCGAUUUUUGCACGAAAAGUAUCCAUUGUGUGAAAGAGUUUCUAGUUCAGUACUACAAAGAUUAUGAUGCAGGCAAUUGCCAAAUGAACCAACAAGAAAAGUCGAUGCAACCAGAAGCUGAUAGAAAUAUAAAGCAAUCUGCUAAGAUCCCCCUUGCAAUGCAGAGGGUAAGAACUGGAUUGAUGAAAUUGAAGGACGUUAUAGGAUAUUUUGAUCAUCCGAUUGAAGAUGCGGCCAGGAAAUUGAAUGUAUGCCCCACGGUGAUGAAGAAGAUAUGCCGCAGGGACGGUUUGCCAAGGUGGCCUUACAGAAAGGUUAAAAGUAUCAAGAAGAAAAUAUUGGAGAAAAACGAGAUUUUAACUUGUGCGAGAGGUGAUGAAGAAAGAGAACAGGCUGAGGCAGAUAUACACAAGUUUCAACAAGAACUAGCUAAGAUUUAUGGCAUUCAUUCAUAG
This is a messenger RNA of Fraxinus pennsylvanica, 678 nucleotides long. The record is from the annotation of a GenBank genome assembly. NCBI's taxonomy places the organism in Eukaryota, Viridiplantae, Streptophyta, Magnoliopsida, Lamiales, Oleaceae.